GGAAUACUGGAAAGUCAUUUCACUGUUUUCCUCAGCUAUCCUCUGGCUCGAAUCUUAACGCUGAUACAGACCUCGAAAGUCAAAGUUUAUUGCUCGCACACGUCUACCGAAGUUGCUUUGUUCAGACUGCAACCUUUCUUGACAACCUUAUCUCCUCUAAAGACGAGAUUGCCACCCUUAGCCUUGGAAUCAGUGGCCAGGAUGCUUUGGUCUCUAGAGUUAAAGAGUUGAUCUCUUAUUUAACGGACUUCGAAAAUGAUCCCGACCUCUCUACCGUGUCCCAGUUUCCUACGAUAUUUCCCUCUUCUGUAAGUCUGUCCUUGCAUGUACCCUCUACUCAAACGUCUCUCCAGAUCCACCUGACGGCUGCCAAUCGAUUAUCUCAGCGUCUGCUACAGUCCCCUGUGCCUCCGAAGUCUCCACCUCCAGUAUCUAUCUCACCCCCAGCUGAUGAUGGAAACGGUAUUUUUAACGAAAGCUCUUCUGUUGUCGAUGCUGAGGCAUCUAAUCGCACUUUGACUUGUCAGGAUUCCUUAAUCAUGCCCCUGACAGCAUCACAAAUUCCAGUCGACUCGGACGAUCCCGUCAACAUUGAAUCUGAUUUU
Messenger RNA from Protopolystoma xenopodis, 605 nucleotides. The record is from the annotation of a GenBank genome assembly. NCBI's taxonomy places the organism in Eukaryota, Metazoa, Platyhelminthes, Monogenea, Polystomatidea, Polystomatidae.